AUGGAAGAUUUCGAAUUUCUUAAAACAGUUCAAGUUUCAAACAACAUAGCAAUGGUAUCAAAUUAUUCCAGUCAUAAAUUAAACAUUCCUUACAAUGGAUAUUUUAUAGUUGCAUCAAAUUAUACCCACCUAAUUGAACAUAUAAAAAUCGCAGCAAAGAAAUUUAACUGGAAUCCUGAAGCACGUUUUUUAAUCGUCGUGAAAUUGCUCCAAGAUUUCCAUUUGAAGCAUGUGUUUAACACACUUUUGGAGAAGCACGUACACAACACUGUUAUAAUAGACGGUUCCUCAGAGGGAUAUUUGUACUCCUAUAAUCCUUUUGCUAACUACAGAUGCGGUAAACACUACGAUGAAAUUACCAGCUAUGGCAAAUGUUCAGAAUCACACACGCUAAACCUAUACCCCUAUAAAUACGUCACCGGUCUACGAAAUUGUACCUUGAACGUAUUUGUACCUCAUUGGCCACCCUAUACGAUCGUUCCUGAUAACCGAAACAAAACGUGGAAUGCCCUUUCUUACGGCAUUGAGAUAUAUUUUUUACAUUUAAUUGGUAAGAGGCUUGGAUUCACUUUGAAUAUUACUCUAGCCGAAGAUAAGUAUGAGUCGUUUUCUACGGUGUCUUUAGACAUGGAAGCUGUGGGACAUCUGAAAAUGUUGCAAGACAACCAAAUAGAUAUUGCUUUAGGUGGUCUGGUAUUAGUACCUUCUCGAGCUGCCGCUUUUAAAUACGUAUAUGAUCUUCUUCCUUACGAUGACGAAUUAAAAUUUGUGGUUAAAAAAGCCCAUCUGGUUAGUCUUACCACCAACCCUGCAAGAGAACCUCAGAUUUUAACGGAAACUGAUAUUUUAAGACAUAAGUUGAAGCCAUGUUUUAGUGAAAUAACACGAAAUUAUUAUCAGGAAUCAUCACAAUUGACUGACAUUGACAAUGGCACCAUACCAGAAUGCAACACUAUUCCUGGUAGCAUUCAGAAGACUCGAGACGAGCACCAAGAACUGUUGACGUGUAUUACUGACAUUCUUGACCAGUACUUUGCUGAAAACUUUGAACUCACUGUCGUCAAUAUACAUUCUCAUGAAGAUGAUCUCUUGAAGACCAUACAUUCGACAACAAACUUUGCAUUGAUAACCAGAAUACCGACCCAGAGAAUGUUAAUACCUAAUAUUGGAUAUUUAAUAUCCUCAGAGGAUGUAGUCGAUUUUUUGGAACACUUUCACUAUCUCACACAGGAGCGAACAUGGAACCCACAUGCACGAUUUUUAAUCGUCAUAAAAUUGCUUGAAAAGCUUCAUCUACAACUGAUAUUCAAUGAGCUGUUGAUUCGACGUGUACAUAAUGUGAUAAUAGUAAAUGGUACUGAACACGCUCACCUCUACACUUAUAAUCCAUACGAAAAUUAUGCUUGUGGCUUCUACUAUAAAGGCGUUACACACUACGGCCAGUGUUCAACUACUACUGAUAAUCUAUAUCCAAACAAACUAGCAACUGGACUUAAAAACUGUAAUUUUAGAGCAUUACUUGCACAUAGACCACCCAACAGUAUUGAUCCGACGAAGAUAAAUUACAAGAAAACUUUAUUGGGAAUUGAAGAAUAUGUAAUCACCAUACUGAGUGAACUUGAACACUUUACAGUCACUUUCAACUACAGUUUCGACGGUGACUCGUAUUCUAGGGUAGCACCUAAUAUGACAGCGAUUGGUCAUAUGGCUUUGCUACAAAAUAAAGAAUUCGAUAUUGCGUUCGGAGGACUACUGAUAUCAACAUCACGAGCGGAUGGUUUCUCUUAUCUCCACGGUCACUAUGAUUACGCCAAUGAGUUAUUAUUCGUGGUAAAAAAAGCAUCUUUAGUGCCCACUUGGAAAUAUAUUUACCUCGAAUUCCAACCCAUGGUUUGGGUCUUGCUACUGAUAGCCAUGAUAAUAUACUCAAUCAUUCUUAUAAUUUUGCUCGACUCAAAAGAUAAAACUAAGGUCGUUUUGCGACUGUUGGAAAAUUUAAUUUUGCAUGGCCGCGAUCUUCGCUCACGCCUGUCAGUAGUGUCAGUAAAGUGCAUAUUAAUAACAUGGGUAAUGUCUACGUACUUGAUCAAUACUUUUUACCAAUCUAGUCUGUUUAGUUUAACCAUAUAUCCAAGCUCGGAGUACCAAAUAUCAAAUGAGGGCGAUUUAAUUAAAUAUGAUGUCCAACCCUGCAUGGCACCAAUAAUUCGCGAUUAUAUUGUCAAUGAAAUGGAUCCAAAUUCGAAAGAAGUUUACUCACGAGUAGAAGGAUGUCAGAAUUCAACAGAAUCUUUGCGUACAAUCCUCAGCUCAACUGAAAAUUACUAUACAUUUGUUGCAAGAAUUACUUAUUUGUUCAAUAAACCAGACUACAUGAGCACGUGGGGAGAACCUUUGAUUUACCGUUUUCAGAAACCCUUUAUAAAGUACCUGUACGGAUAUUUUUUCCAUAAGGGCUUUCCAAUCACUCAAAGUCUACAAGUAAAUACGUUACGAUUAAGGGAAAAUGGACUGACAGAUAAGAUUUCAAAUGAACACUAUCACCAGCAACGCUUAAAGAACAAGAAAAGAUUUACGGAAAAACCACCCACGGCAAAUUUGGUGGUUCCUUGGGGUCUUUUAAUUACGGGAUUUAUAAUAUCUACAGUUGUCUUUGUGGUGGAGUUAUUGAUUAAACAUUCAAAAGGGGUUAAACGUGUAAUUUUAAGAUUUAAAUAA
Messenger RNA from Arctia plantaginis, 2718 nucleotides. The record is from the annotation of a GenBank genome assembly. NCBI's taxonomy places the organism in Eukaryota, Metazoa, Arthropoda, Insecta, Lepidoptera, Erebidae.